AUGCCACCUAAGCCGAAGCGCUCGAAAUCGCCAGAUUCUCGUUUUAUGUUCGUCAACGAAGACGCCUCCACUGUCAGCCAGAAAACAAAGGACGUUGCAUUAGACAGGACCAAGCAGAGCCACGUUCAACGACAGAAUUUUGCUCGGAAACGGCGAAUGCAGGGAGGGUCAAGCGUUGACACACUGCAAAACAGGAGCCAGAUUUCAGCCUCGCCCGCUCCGGCUUUGACAGGCCCACCCGCUGGAGUGUCCUCUUCGUCUGAGAGAAUCACCUCUUAUGAGCCUGAGUAUUUUGAUGUGUUGCACAAUCUCGAUCUUGGUGGAGCGCCUUCAAUAUCACCUAGUCCUCCUCAAAUAGGUCUGCUAGAUCCGCGGCUCUUUGUAGAUCCUUUCAACCCGUCGCAAUCACCAUCCAGAGUUUCGUUAUCGAAAGAAGAUGUGCAAGGGUCUCCUCGAGUUUAUCGACCCGGUCACUUCUUCGAGGCACCGGCACAAAGCCAAAAGGUGACUUCUUCGCCACGAAACGCUACCAUUCCUGUAAUAGAAUCUGCAAUGUUUGCGACUGGGUCACCUACUCCAACAAUAAGGAAUACCCGGCAGCCCUUAGACGAAUGGGCCCCUGCGCUGAUUCGGUAUUACAACACUGUGAUUCUUCCCGAGCAAUUCUGGAUGGAGCUCCGCAAGGUACCCUUGAGUCAUAUCAGACACGCGCCGUCGAUCCAUACAGAUAUGCAAUCAUGUAUGUCGGAGCCAUCUCAUAUGUACGCAUUUCUGGCGUCUGCUGCCACGCAAAUGAUUGAACGAGAAGGGGAAAUUCUUGUACGAGAUGCAACUGGGGAAGAUGUUCAGCGGGUACCCUCAUACUUCAAGACCAAGGCCAUUCGGGCGCUUCGAGUGAAGCUUGGAAGCAGCAGUUUAGACCACUCUAUUGCUGUCGAUGUUCACAGGCUUUAUAUGACUACACUCUACUCCGAGGCCUAUGAGACCGCCGAGCCUCAUUUUCAGGCCUUGCUCUCAAUGGUUGAAACAUUGGGUGGCCUCGAUACCUUCAAUGACUAUCAGCUUGAAAGUAUAGCCCACACUGUGUGUUAUACCGCAUUGGAAACCCUGGAACCACCGAGACUACUAGCGACUUGGGACCCAGGACCGCUGAGCGAGGAGCAACUACUUGCCAUCGAUCAGCAUGUCCGACUCCAUGAACAUCCCGCAUCUCGCUUUCACAAAGCCUUGGCGAGUACGAACGGAAGCAGUAUCUCCAAGGCCUUGCCAGACUUAGUCGAGGUCCUCAAAAUGUCAAACCAUCUAAUCGCUCUGCCACAAUACCUUCCCGAUUACCACAAGUGGCUGACACGACGACGUUACGCCCUUCUACACCAUUUUCUUUCCAUUCGUUCCAAUCACGAAAUUGACCCUAUACAGGACAGCUUGAGAAUAGCUACCAUCUACUGGUUAGCAAUCAGCUCCUAUCCAGCAAGGGGCCGGGUAUGUGCGUCAUUGUCAACACACGUUCUCAAAGAGCGCUUGGAGGAGUCAAGUCUGCACAGUCUUUGGCAUUCUCAUCCAGAUUGCUUAUUAUGGGUUGCGGUGUUCGGCGGCAUGUGUGCUAUCCAUGACGGCGAUGAACUAGAAUUUUAUGUGGAUCUGGCCCGAAAUGCAGCUGUUGAGGCUGGAGUCACCAACUUCCACGAGCUGGAGGAUUUGCUCUCGACAUUUUUGUAUGACCCGAACUCCCAGCAAGAUAUGCUAAAGGAAUUCAGUAGGCGAAUCUGGGUGCACUGA
Messenger RNA from Exophiala aquamarina CBS 119918, 1779 nucleotides. RefSeq lists its product as uncharacterized. The record is from RefSeq and is a predicted model, not a curated record. The transcript has a single exon. NCBI's taxonomy places the organism in Eukaryota, Fungi, Ascomycota, Eurotiomycetes, Chaetothyriales, Herpotrichiellaceae. Bases 1 to 1779 code for a protein of 592 amino acids.